This is a messenger RNA of Cyprinodon tularosa, 4478 nucleotides long. RefSeq names its product uromodulin-like 1 (gene umodl1). Gene Ontology annotation, cellular component: cell surface; extracellular region. Gene Ontology annotation, molecular function: protein binding; calcium ion binding; peptidase inhibitor activity. The record is from RefSeq and is a predicted model, not a curated record. The coding region runs from base 67 to 3513 and encodes 1148 amino acids. Lineage: Eukaryota; Metazoa; Chordata; Actinopteri; Cyprinodontiformes; Cyprinodontidae. The transcript has 17 exons.
UUAAAGUCAAACACGCAUUGGCUAUGUGGCGGCUGAAUACAUGUUCGGGAUUCUGAGCUGGGAAAAAUGAGAUGGAUCCUCUUAAUCUGGGCGUCCCUGGCCCUGCCGCUUCUCUGCUCGACACAGAUCGCUCUGGAUGAAGGGAAUGGCUUGUCUUCCUCCGGCUACCAUUUAUGUGUCCAGAAUGAGACCAGAGUUGUGAGUUUCUUGGUGAUACAUUCGGUCCCUUAUAGAGUGACGAAGCCUUGUGGAGGAUGGUUACCGUGGACGACGUGUACCAUCACCCUUUACAAGAUGAUGCAUCAGAUUGAGUACAAGACAGUAAAUGAGCAGGUGACGAGGUGCUGUGAUGGCUAUCAUCAAGUUGGUCAUUACUGUUCCCUAUCUGUAAACAGGAGUGAUGAGUUUACCGCCAAGCCAGGAUCCUGUCCAACUGCAGAUGGAUUGUCACCCAGUUUUGCGGACUGUGAGUUUGAUUUAGACUGUCCAGGCUGGCAGAAAUGCUGCCAGAGAUUUGGACAGUUUCUCUGCACCGAUCCUACAAAACAAGAUCUGCGGUUUAAAGGAAGCCUCUGGAAUACAACACUGACUGUUAAGAUGGAUCACCAGCAACUGUCCAAGGAAAAUGGGCUUCUCAAUCUCACAAGAUUAUUGCAAGCAAUGAUAACUGGGGCGCUGGAGUCUGAGGUUUCUAUCUUUUAUCUCAGUGCGUUGCCCGUCCAUCCCUUCAGAGUUGCCACAUCUCUGCUCCUCCUGAGCAACUCGUCUCUUUCACUGUACAACGUAACAUCAAAGCUGCAGCUUCUUCUUAAACACAUACCGGAGGUGUCAUCAGUAACAGUGCAAGAUGUGGAUGAGUGUGAGCAGCCUGUUCUCCAUCAGUGCUCUCUUCAGGCAGAAUGCAUUAACACACUGGGCUCUUACCACUGUGUCUGCCAGCAGGGAUAUAUGGAUGAUGACCCUGCUGGUAACUGUACAGGGGACACCGUGGUGCAUACCUCCACUGAGCCCCCACCUGUGAACGCAACCUUUUCCAGCACACUGCAUCCUUCAGGGAAUGGCACCAUGGGAAGCUUCAGCUCUUCUGAGGCCAGUGUGACUGCAGCUCUGACUAACACAAGUUCUGUCACUUAUAAUUCAUCACAUGCUUCACUGGGGACAAGUUCAGCACCGGUUAACAGCAUGAGUUCAGCUGCAGCCUCACCUCCACCAGCACCCACAUGUCGUCCUCCACGCAUCAGAGGUCUGUGCUCGGCCAACGUCACUGGAACCUCCGUGUCUGUCUGCUGGUCAACCACUGUUCAAAUCAACCUGACUUUCCAGAUCACUUUAAGCAAAUCUUCAGAGGUCAGUGAGAUGUGGGAAACCAGCAUGAUGAUGAUAGAGAUCAGAGGACUACAGCCUGGGGUGCUCUACAAUGUGACUGUGACACCUUGUGCUUGUGGAAGGAGAGGAUCUUCUGUCCAUAUAAUGAUCAAAACUGAUGCUCAGACUCUGGAUGCCACAACACGACUUACCAACAUCGAGUUCAGCGAAGACCUGACAAACAGCAGCAGCCAGGCCUACAAAAACCUAACUGUGACGUUUAUACAAGAGAUCUACCAGUCUCUGGCUCCAGAGCUCAAAGCUAUGGUGGAUUCAGGUCAGGUGAGGAUUGAGAUCCAAAGCUUCUCCCCAGGCAGUGUGCUGGUGAACUUCUCCAUAAUCUUCAACCAAAAUCCAGACCAGGCCUCAGACAAUGUGUCCUCCGCCAUCAUGCUUUCCCUGAUGAACAGCUCCAGAUUCAUUCUGGAUGUAAAUAACACACGCAUUCAUGAUUCUGAUGAAUGCAUCUCAGCAGAAAAUGAUUGUUCUCAGUGGGCUACAUGCAUAAACACAUGGGCCUCCUACACUUGCAUAUGCAAUGAAGGAUUAAUAGACAAUAACCCAGAUAGACCUGGACACAACUGUCAAGCAAAUGAUACAGUGGAUUCAGCAUCAGCACCAGGAGUUUCUACUAGAAUGCACUUUACAACUGUUCCAACCUUUGUUCAGUCCACUACCACCUCUAUAACUACCAACUCUACCUUGUUAACUAGUGCAAAUGCUUCUCCCAUUAACACACAAACCCUGACAGCUGCAGCUGAUAAUUUCCCAUCAACAGCAGAUCCAUCGAUGACAGUCUACACUGCCUCUGCAGUUACUGUCCAAACAAGUGUUAUCGCCCCAACUCCUGUUGUUAAUGUUCCACCAGCAAUCCCCUCUACAGCUUUCACCAACACCCCAAGAAUUACGUCUAUGCAAGCAAUCCCUUCUACCAAUCCAAUGACUGUCACUCCCAUAACAGCUGUUACUGGAUCUACAAUCAGUACAACAGACAUCAUAACUCCUAUCCAAGUGAUCUCCACUGUUGCUCCAACAACGAACACUUCAACUACCUCUACCAGAAGCCCCUCUUCUACGAUGCUAACAACCCCUUCUUCUGCUCUGAUAUCACUGGCUAAUUACUCUUUGUCAGGAGCCCUUUCAGUGCAGUGCAGAGUAGCUGCCAUUACUGUGACUCUUUCUAAGGCUUUUAUGUUGAGAGCAAACAUCCAGGAGGGUGCUUUGUACUUGGGAAUGGCAGGAUGUGGGGUCAACGGAGGCAAUGCCAGCCAUGUCCAGCUGACUGUGGCGUGGGAUGAGUGUGAUACCAGGCUUGUGCAUAAUGAAACCACUUAUACCGCAUCCGUGACCCUGUUUAACGCCAUGGAUCCGUACACUGCUGAAGCUGGAAGGGUAGAGGUCCCAAGAAUCCGGCUUGAAGUCCCUAUCAUGUGUACCUACAUGAAGAGCAUGUUGAUUUCUGCAGACUUUGGCUCCAUGGGGUAUGACAUGAUCAAAGAUGUGAUCACGGGUCUGGGAUCCUUCCAGGUAGCGGUGCAGCUGAUGAACGGUACCGAGCCUCUGCCCAAUAACUACAGCCUGUCCCAUGAUCAGGCUGUGGUGCUGGAGGUCAGUCUGAACAGCAGCUCACAUCAGAUGAAGGUGGUCAUAAACGAAUGCUGGGCCACUCCCACCAAAAACCCUGCAGACUCCUCCAGCUACACCUUCCUGAGGAACAGCUGUCCUCUGAACUCUUACACUGAAGUGUUAAUGAACGGUAACUCCACCAGCUCCCGCCUGUCUGUCCAGAUAUUCUCCUUUGUUGACUUGAAUGUGAUCUACCUGCACUGCCAGGUCCAGAUCUGUGUCCAGAUUGGCUCUGACACCUGUGUCCCAAACUGCUUACAGAGAACAGCUCAAAGUGGGAAGAUAGUUGCAAGAAGUACUGGAUCAUCUGGGCCUCUACUCAGACUCAGUGAUGAGUCCCUGGAGGAGAAGCUCAACAUGCUUCACAUAGUUGGCCUCUCCUGUCUCGGAGUCGGUUUGUUUCUCUUCUUCAUCGUUGGAUUCAUCUGCCUGUUUUACUGCCAGAGGAACCGUAUCGGAAACUACAACCUCAACGUCCAACCCAAGCAGGAGAACUUCACCUAUCUGGUUUUCAACACUUAAUGAUAAUAGUGCUGCAGCUGUUACAGAGAAUCACCACUAGGGGUCAAUGUUGUGUUUAUUUCUGAGGUCAUUUUACAUGAAGCUGUUUUUGUUCCCCUCACUGUAUCAAAUAUGUUCAUGCUAAAAACAGGCUUUUGUUUGAAUAAUUUGAUAAUUACAUUUAUUCUUUUUUUUUAUACCUUUGUCUUUGUUGAAGUUGACCAAAUCUGACUCAAAAUUGCAGGUUUGAAAUGUGGUCAUGAAAAUGUAUUAGGACGAUUAAAAAUUUAAAGCAUAGGAAAUGUAACGCUUCAUGUUUGUUGAUUAGAUGUAAAAGGUUUGAAUUAAGUUAUAUGUAAUAUAUUUUGAUAACUGUCAUAUUCAUAGUUAACUUUACUAACCCAGAAGGAAACCAGCAAUCUAUGCUGCAUGAUGCUUUACAAUAAAUGUAAACAAACUGAAUGAACUGGUGAGGCGUGCUCUUGGUUGUUCCUGUUUCUCCUCCAGUCAGAUCAGUUGCUAAAAGAAAAACAAUCCCUCCAUGUUGAACAGAGAUUAUGGGGAAGAUCCAGCAUCUCUCCAGGCACACUUCCCAUAAUCCCUCAUUGUUGACUGUCAGGUCAUAAUGCAGCUCUGGCAUCGACGGUUGAGGGGGUGAAUACUGAGUAAUUGAGGCUUUCUCUGUAUGAGAGCAGGGUCCCUAGAGAGGGACUUACUACCAUCUGGAGAGCUGCAGAUGCCCCACCUCCUUAUUAACCCAUUCAGGCUGACUGUACCUGGCAACCAAUCUCCAUGGCAACAGGAAAAGAAGGAGACUGCUUUAAGUGGAUGGAGGAUGAGGAGCAGGGAGCUAGUGCUGUUCAGAAGCAUGAAAUUGGCUGAAAUGUGUUUUUAUUGUUGCUUCUGUUGAAAUGUGCCGAUCCAGAUGUCCUUCCUUCCUCCCUUCUCCUCUUCCUCUUUAUGACUGUAUGGUUGCAGCUUGGGCA